CAAAGAAACACAGUAUGUUUAAAAAGAUCCAUUCCAUAUUUCACCCCAACUCCCACCGAAGAAAUGCAACAGAUGACAUUCCUUACUGGGAUGGCACAGGUUCUGCUGUCAGGCUGAUCCGCAGCACCUCUAUGUAUGUCCUUGGAGAUGAGCAGGAAAAAGUGAGUGAACCAUUAAAAAAAUGCAAAAGUACAAACAGCAUUGACUCCUGCAGCCAGUCAAAAGAGGAAGACAGAGAGUGGAUGUACUCUAAGACUCAGGACUGCUUGAAAUACUUACAGGACUUGUUAGCCUUGAGGAAAAAAUACUUUGACAACAUCAAUAAGUUGAAAUCCAUGCAUAUGACUGCAGAUUCCCCAACAUCCACAAAAUCAUCCAAAACUGGAAAGAAGUCAUUUCUUCCACUUUCCUCCAAAGAGUUUUCUAAGACAUCCAUGGAGAGAAGAAAAGUCCCACAGCCCAGUUCAGAUGUAAGAGAAGCUAUAGCGUUCUUUGACUCAGUUAUUGCAGAUCUGGAUUCAGAGAGAUGCCGGAGAGCUCCUGACAUGGACCUGCCAAAUGUGGAUGUUGAUUUUGAUGUGGCUACCAGCACAAGUGAACACAGUUUACAUUCAAACUGGAUCCUUCGUGCUCCUCGCAGGUACUCAGAAGAUACUGCCCAAACAGCAAAGGCUGCAAACCAGUCACAAAAAAACAGCCAACGAAGAACGACUGGCUCUAGGAAGAGGUUGGAAAGACAUCCUAUGUACUUGCCCAAAGCUGUGGAGGGAGCAUACAACACAUUAAAAUUUAAGCCCAAAACACGAAAGAAAGAAUAUUGA
Tympanuchus pallidicinctus (lesser prairie-chicken) is the source of this 821-nucleotide messenger RNA. It is a transcript of the gene CUNH13orf42, whose product is annotated as chromosome unknown C13orf42 homolog. The coding region runs from base 15 to 821 and encodes 268 amino acids. The record is from RefSeq and is a predicted model, not a curated record. Lineage: Eukaryota; Metazoa; Chordata; Aves; Galliformes; Phasianidae. The transcript is spliced from 3 exons.